Messenger RNA from Cylicocyclus nassatus, 1098 nucleotides. NCBI's taxonomy places the organism in Eukaryota, Metazoa, Nematoda, Chromadorea, Rhabditida, Strongylidae. The record is from the annotation of a GenBank genome assembly.
AUGUGGUGGUUGACAAGAUUAGCGUUAAUGUUAGGGUUCUCAACCUCUUCUGUAUCUUCAUAUGAGACUCGUAUCCGAGAUAUUCCUACAAACUUCAAGCAACACACCUUGCCUGCAGUGAAACGUUAUGUUCCACUGGGACAUCCAGCAAUGUUCAGAUGCAUAGGCAUAGAUGAAACUCCAAAUGUUCCAGAAAAGUCGGAGUAUAGAGUAAACUGGUUACUAUGGGUUCAAGAAGGUCAAGCAUAUAACAUGAAGACACAGUUCGAGUCACACAGGGAGCUCCUCGUUUAUCAAGGCAAUGAAACCGCAUUUUACCUGCGUGGGAUGUCAAGGAAGCUUCACCGCGCUAUAAUCGAAUGCCAUCAAUCCGCUACUACUACGCCUAAUCUAGUCAAUCUGACUUCAAGGACAGUGCUAAUAGCGCAAACUUGUGGCGAUGGGAAAGCAAGAAGUCUCAACAAGCUCAAUCCAUGCCGUUACGGUUCCUGUCAUAUCAUAAACGAUCAUGGCUAUGAAAUUCUUGAAUGUCGUUGUUUACCUCAGUUUACUGGAUUGUUUUGUGAUAAGCUAGCAACUGGAGCCACAUUAUAUGAACUCCUGUAUUAUUCUCCUAUUUUCGCAAUGAUUCUCGUGCUAAUUCUCGUCGCUUGUUGUUCCAAAUAUGUUGAAGGAGUAAGCAAAGUGCAUCUUAUGGAGUUGGAAAAGCACGUUCCCAAAGUCGACGGUCACUUAGAUAUGAGAAGUUUAUUUCCCGAAAGUUUUCUGACACCAGAAAAGUAUGCAGAGCUUGCUGCGGAGGAAGCUGAAAUUGUUGAGCCGGGGAAGAGACAGGAGGGUCCUAUUCAAGUAGGAGAGCAAAAGAUGGCUGUGCCAAAAGUUCUUUUGAAACCAAAGAAACCGCGACAAAAGAAGCUACCAACAACAGGGUCAAAGCGCAGAAGCCAACCACCUACUCCCAUUAUAACUACAGCAGCUACUCAACCUAGCCCGUCACCAUCUGCUUACGAACUUUAGCUAUCAUGAUUUCAUUUCUUGCUGUUGAAGAUUAUUUGAUAAUUAGAAGUGGUAUUCACCUAUUUGCUUAUUAUGUUAACA